AUCGUGCAGGUAGUUUGGUUUGUACGACGCGAAAUAAAUUCCGAAUAUCAGAAGACACGUUUCGGUAUUGCCCCGCCGGCGACGCGGGUACGUAAUAACGAAUGAAAAAAUAUAAAAAAGUUGAAAAAAAUUCGGAAAUGUGAGCGGCGCUUUUCAGAUUCCUAAUUCGAUCUUGCGUCUAGCCAUUAUACCUGACCACAGGAUACACUUGAUUGCUGGGUAUUAAAUAUAUAAAAUCACUUAUACUCAUACAACGCAGCUGUGCUUUCCUAGAGUAUUUCUGUAUUAUGAAAGGUUAUUUAGUGAUGAAAUUUAUGGAUAAUCACUGGCCAAUUGACCUUCUCUGCAGCUUUCCAGUCCUUUCCUGUUCACAUAAUAUAGCUACCCAAUUUCGAAACACAGUGACUGACAAAUUUUUCGAAAUUUUUUGUUCCAAUGGAGUCUUGCGAACAUGGUCAACCAACAAUGUGAAGAAUUGACGGGCAGAUCAGUGGCGCGUUGAUAAAAAGUGGUCCAGUAGAUUGAUGGGUACGGUCAUCGAAGUGUUUUGCAUUUUGUCCAUCAGUUUGAGGGUUGUAUAGGGUUGAGAUGUUUGUCUGUCGUGUGUUUCCGGUAAACUCCGGGCGCUGCUGCUGCUGCUGCUGCAUGCGGUUUCAACCCUUAUGUGCGUGCGAUGGGGGUUGGCGUUUCUAUGGUGGGGGUAACAACCGACCGAUCGGAGGCUGCGAGGAGUCAAAAGAGCCAGUGGAGGUCGAAACAGGGAAUCCUGCUCCAGUCGCGCGCCAGCCACCGAGCAGAGAACGUUCCAGUUGGCUCGUUCUUGGUUGAGAAUCGAGCGUACGUUUGUAAUUUACAAUUUUUAACAGUUCAGUUAAAAUGACGAGUACUCAACGGAGUUAUUCAUCACCACGAUAAAUCACACGCCGAUGUUUAUUUUGAAUCGAGAAAACGAGAGAUAUACGUAUGAAGAUCUCUAGUAGAUCCGCGUUUGAAAUUUAUCUCAAGUGGAUUUCCUAACUCGGGUUCAAGUCGCGAAAGGAGUUAUAUAUUUCACGAAAAUUCGAUUUCAAGUUUUUUCUACGCAAGUUGGCAGCCGAUAGUCGAUAGCUUAUACCUGCUGGUGAAUUGAUCAAUUCGGAAGUGUCUACUCUAAAAGAGAAUGGAUUACCUUACCACUGUUCGGAAAUGUCGAAAAACUCGGAACCCCGUUGAAAACGAAAAGUGCAAGUGUAAGCGAUCCGCAAUCGGAAAUUGAAUCUAUCGAUCGUUCGCAUUUAUAGUACAUGAUGAGAUGAAUUCGUUUUUUGCACACUAAAUUUCUAGUGACUAUGCAUUUGAACAGGUGCUAAUUAUAGGCGUACUGCCAAUAAAUUUAGUGGAGUGUGACGAUGAAUGUGUUACCGAUAAUAACUCUUAGUGCAGCAAAGAGUUAUACCUUCGGUGUGAAACAGUUUUAAAUUCAUAGCGAAGUGUCGGAACGUGCCGGGAAUAAGGUCCAGGCGUAAAAAUUAUCCGCAAAGGGGCGCAGGAACUCCAGAAGAACGACGUCGUCGCGGCGUCCUUACCGAUGAAAAAAGAAGAGUGGUAAAAGAAUAGAUGGAAGUUGGACGAAAAAAUAUCUUCGUAACGUACACGCCGUCGUUAUGUUUUCACGACAGCUAAGAGAUCAUCUCCGUGCAUCAUCAGCGGGUGGCGACAAGUGCGCGUCGACAAGUUGACUAAUUAGAGAACCUUGUGAUGACAACGAUACCAGAAAGUCCCCACACAACUUCUUAACAUGCGAGCAUCCGCUAGUGAAUCGAAAUUCAUUGUCAUGUUCGUUUUGUCGUUGGCACGUUUGUUAAUUCCGGCGUGCCACGUGCUAGCUGUUACCAGCGCACCUCCGCCUCGGUAUGACGUACCCGAUCAUUGCCAGUGGGACACUCGUCAAGUUGGUUCAUUGACUUGUAACUAUCGCGUGUUUGUCAAUGACCCGAGGAUAUCGAACUUUUCAAUGAUUCCGGCUGAGCACACGACGGGAUUGAAAAUAAGUUGCGACAGGGAAGAAAAGACGCAUGGCGAAAUUGACGAGGAAAGUUUUACAAACUUGUAUCGGUUACGUACGUUGCAGUUGGACGGAUGCAAGUUUGCUCUUUGGCCUGCCAAAGCUCUGAGCGGACUUCGAGACCUGCGAAAUUUCACGGUGAGGACAUUCAACAUCGAAGGCUCAAGGAUUGGUUUGGAAAUAGCACCGAAUGCGUUCCAGGCAACAUCGCAGAUAGAAAAGAUUGACCUAUCCUCGAACGGCAUAUGGUUGUUUCCCGAACACAUUUUUUGCCCAUUGUCCAGCCUCGUCGCUUUGAAUAUUUCUUGGAAUUUGCUGAAGGAUGUCACCGAAUUGGGAUUCAGCGAUGGCAUCGAUCCACAUUCCACCCACAUCCAAGACUCAUCGCUCGCACCAUUUCCCUGCUCCCUGGACAUUCAGACUUUAGAUAUUUCCCGCAAUCAGUUUUCCGUCCUACCGGCGUUUGGAUUUUCCUCGCUUAAACGAUUGAAGACCCUUAUACUAUCGGGAAAUGCGAUUUCCAUAGCUGCCGACAAAGCGCUUCACGGUCUGAGGUCUCUGGAGAUCUUCGAUCUAUCAAAUAACAAAAUCGUCGCUCUACCAGCCGAAUUGUUCCGAGAAGCAACCAAAUCCAUAAAAGAGUUGCACCUGCAGAACAAUUCUAUUAGUGUCCUGUCGCCUGGACUCUUAUCUGAUCUACAGCAACUUGUCUCGCUAGACUUGUCCAAGAACCAGUUGACAAGCUCUUGGCUUACUUCGGGGACAUUUUCAGGGCUGAUUCGGCUCGUUCUUCUUGAUCUUUCGCACAACAGGAUCGAAAAACUUGAUCCAGCACUUUUCAAGGACCUCUACACGCUCCAGAUUCUUAACCUGCAGUACAACGAACUCGAAACCAUCCCAGCCGACACGUUUUCCCCGAUGAGCAACUUGCACACUUUGGUCAUAGCGCACAACCACCUCACCUAUUUGGAUGCUUAUUCGUUAAACGGACUAUUCGCCCUGUCCCUUUUAGCGCUUGAUUCAAACCUACUGGAAGGGAUUCACCCGGACGCGUUUAGAAAUUGUUCCAGUAUGCAGGAUCUCAAUUUGGCGGGUAACAAUUUAGAGAGCGUUCCUGUCGCACUCAAGGAUAUGCGGAUGUUGAGAACCCUCGAUCUUGGCGAGAAUCAGAUUCGGAGUAUCGAAGAGCCGGGAUUCAGAGGUAUGACCAGCCUGUACGGUUUGAGAUUGAUAGGCAAUGAAAUAGUGAACGUAACGAAGGCGGCACUCGCAGAGGUACCUGGAUUGCAAAUCUUAAAUCUCGCAAGGAACAGAAUUGAGAACGUUGAAAGCGGUGCGUUCUCUGGGAGCCUCGCGUUACAGGCGAUCCGUCUCGAUGCUAAUCUCUUGCAAGACAUGUCCGGCAUAUUUGUAAGUGCUCCGGGUCUGCUAUGGUUGAAUGUGUCCGACAACGUAAUCGAGCACUUCGAUUACAACUUCCUACCUCAGGGUUUGCAAUGGCUCGAUAUGCACAAAAAUGCAAUCAUGGACCUGGGAGUGGUCUCCACCGGAUUACGGCUUCAAACUUUGGACGUUUCGUUUAACAGGUUGACGCGAAUACAUUCCAAGUCGAUUCCAGACUCGGUUGAGCUUCUAUUCGUUAACGACAAUCUGAUUCAUACGGUGGAACCGCAAACGUUUCUCGGCAAGGAUAAUUUGACGAGGGUCGAUCUCUACGCUAAUCAAAUAAUCGGUAUGGAACUGUCCGCACUCCAGCUAUCGCAGAUACCCGAGCUCAGACCCUUGCCGGAAUUUUAUAUAGGUGGUAAUCCAUUCAUAUGCGACUGCACGAUGGAGUGGCUUCAACGAAUAAAUUCCCUCGCCUUACGCCAGCAUCCAAAAGUAAUGGACCUCGCCUCGGUGUAUUGCAGACUUCCCUACGAUAGGCACAAGUCAUUCGCUCCUCUUCUCGAGGCUAAACCAUCGCAAUUUCUCUGCACUUACAAGGCUCACUGCUUCGCUCUCUGCCACUGCUGCGACUUUGAUGCUUGCGAUUGCGAAAUGACCUGCCCGACUAACUGCACCUGCUAUCACGAUCAGUCGUGGUCAGCGAACGUGGUGGAUUGCUCAACCUCGGCAUACAAGAACUUGCCCGGUCGACUCCCUAUGGAUGCGACUGAGGUAUACCUGGACGGAAAUAACUUCGGGGAAUUGAAUUCGCACGCUUUUAUUGGCAGAAAGAAUCUGGAAGUUUUAUACGCAAACGACAGCAAUAUCGUUGCCAUUCACAACAACACUUUCAGCGGUCUGAGGCGUCUUACGAUACUUCAUUUGGAGAAUAACAAAAUAACGAUACUCAAUGGGCUGGAAUUCAUAGCGCUCGAAAGUUUGAAGGAGCUAUACUUGCAUAAUAAUCUCCUAACAUACAUCGACAAUGGAACGUUUCUGUCCCUACGUCAUUUGGAGGCCAUCAGACUGGACAACAAUCGAUUGACGACAUUUGCAGUUUGGCAGUUAGUGCAGAAUCCAUAUCUAGUGGACAUUAGCCUGUCCAAUAACCCCUGGAGUUGCGAGUGCAGUUACCUCGAUAACGUUCGCGAAUGGAUAUCUCAGAACAAAGAAAAGAUAGCGGACUGGAAGCGGGUAUCUUGCGCUCUGGGAUCCCCCAUCGUCGGUCCCGGAAAUGAAUCCGCCAUAAACUGUGCAGCGCUAACAGGGGCGACCCCCGCGGUGGAAACGCGUCCCCUGGAGGGUUACCUCCCCCUGCUUCUAGCCACGGCGGUUCUAUUUUUCGCCAUGGUCGCUCUUCUUUGCGGAGCCUUCAGACACAGACGUACGCUUCGCGCCUGGGCAGCUAGCAGAUGUGGUCUACGAGCCUGCUACAAGACCGCAGCCUUUGAGGACAGAGAGAAACCGUUCGAUGCCUACAUUUCUUACUCGGCUGUAGACGAGGCCUUCGUAUCACGUGUCCUGGUACCGGGCCUCGAAACUUCGUACAGGCUUUGUCUUCACUACAGAGACCUUGGUGCCGGUGCGAAUGUCGCUGAUGCUGUCGCUGAGGCAGCAGAUUCCUCGAGGCGAACAAUCCUCGUCUUGUCGCGAAAUUUUCUACACGGAGAAUGGGCGAGAUUCGAGUUUAAAACGGCGCUCAGAGACGCUUUGAGAGGUAAGGGACGAUCGGUAAUUUUGCUUCUGGUCGGUGGCGUCAGCCCAAAGGAUCUGGAUUCCGAUCUAAAGAGAAGGAUCUCGUCCCACACCGUCCUCCUUUGGGGGGACAAAUUAUUCUGGCAGAAGUUGCGGUUUGCGAUGCCGGAUGCUCCGCCAAUCCCCGUUCUGGAAAGGCCCCUUCCGUUACCACCGCCGCCUCCGCCACCUCAGCAUCACUGGGCAUAGACGGAAGCAAUUCGUUAGAUACGCGGCUAAUUUUUAUCAGCGUCAUGUACCAGGGAGACAGUGUUACCUGGAACCACCAAAGAAAGAAUUCAAGCGUGGAGGCUCUUCUCUUCAGCGUUAAAGCAAAAAAUUUCUUAAAUGUCUUCGUAUAUUAUAAAUAUAUUUACACAGAUUACGUAGCUAAAAUUAUUUCUAUUCAAUUAGCUUUGUAGUGUUUUACAAAAUAGACGGGACAAAAUAUUCAAUAUCGCGCAACGACAUUUUUUCUAAUUAAACACAACAAAAUCAUAAUAAUAAUUAUAUUAAUAAUAACAAUAAUUAUAAACGUUUCACUAUUCCCUUCGUUCAUCCUACUGCGAUUGGUAGACAUAUAAGCCGAUAUUUAUGUAAAUACAAGUUUUGUAUAUUUGUAAAAUAAUUAGAAUAUUGUAUGAUAAUAAAAUUAUUUAUAUACAUAUAUAUGUAUAUGUAUAUGUAUGUAUAUAUAUACACAUAAAUAUAGCAAAGUGAAUAUUGCUCUACUUAUUCAAACGGCGAGUAAAACCGUGUAGGAUCGGAAAAAACCUUAAGCCACACGAUAAAUGUAAAAACCACCACAUACCUAUAUUUAUUUGCCAUAUUCUUCAAACCGAUUUCAACGGACGAGAAACUGAACUCGCUUGAAUAAAUCACUAUCCGAAUUCUUUCGCUUUGAUCUUGAAGUUGAAGUUACAGAAUUCCCGAAGUUUCUCCAUUUUUUGAACACCCUCACUUUCGACGGCUAACUUGUAUAGUUGCAGGUAAAGUGUAUAAUAAUGUAAUUAGGAAAAGUGCAAAGAUAAAGUUAUGAAUAUAAUUUAACCAAUUUAUUCAUCUUCACGUUGUUUAAGCUGCUAAAGUUCACAACAAGUAUGACACAACGUUAUUCCACCGUGUUCAGAGGUAAG
Athalia rosae (coleseed sawfly) is the source of this 6342-nucleotide messenger RNA. RefSeq names its product toll-like receptor 6 (gene Toll-6). Gene Ontology annotation, cellular component: extracellular matrix. The record is from RefSeq and is a predicted model, not a curated record. Bases 1778 to 5416 code for a protein of 1212 amino acids. The transcript is spliced from 3 exons. Lineage: Eukaryota; Metazoa; Arthropoda; Insecta; Hymenoptera; Athaliidae. Gene Ontology annotation, molecular function: protein binding. Gene Ontology annotation, biological process: signal transduction.